AUGACUGAAUUUUCAGAAGAAUUGCGCAGUUGUACGGCAAAAGCGGCACGGUUCUAUAUAUCCGGAUCCAAUAAAUCGCGUCCCACGCGCGGUCGGCCCAGGGGCAAACUCACGAUCGCGGAUUUGGCUACAAUUCAUCAAACCAACCUCCCUCUUUUGAAGAAGUAUAUUCGGCUGUUGAAGGAAGGCAAGGACCUUCCUUCUGAAGCUUCAGAUAGCUUGCGAGGGGGUAUUCCGUGCCUUACGAAGCAAGAGGAGGCUGCUCUUAUCACCUAUAUUCAGAAGGUUGAAAAUACCUCCUUCCAAUUGACUGACGCUUGCAUCGUCAACAAGGCCAACUUCCUGCGCCGUUUACGCAACGAAGGGCCUGUAUCGUAUAAGUGGCUUCCAAGAUUCAAAGCCCGGCAUCCUGAAUUAACUAGCCGCGUUGGCCGGUUCAAAGAGGUGACCCGGAUAGGUGCUGAACUUGACCCUGACGAGCUCGAAGCCUGGUAUACAGAAUACGAGAAUGUGGCCAAAGGGCUUCAAGUUGAGCCCGAUAACCUGUGGAAUUUCGAUGAGACUCCCUUGCAGAUAGGCUGGGCCCGCGGGAAGGUGAAAAUAGCCUCCAUUCGUAAGAAGAAGAGCAGCCGCCAGAUUCUCUUCCAACCGGGCAAUAAGGAGAGUUUAACAUCAAUUGACGCGAUCAGUACAGCCGGGAGAUAUAUCCCUUCUUUCCUUAUCCUAUCCGUAAAAGCGUUGCUUGAGGAUUAUGCAUUUGCUGACCACUUUAAUUAUUACUCUUUCAAAGCAAGCGAUAGCUUUAAGGGUUAUACGAUUCAGAGCUGGUUCGGUUACGCAGCCGAUAUUAACUACAAGGGUUGGGAAGAGCGGGUGAACAAGGAGCCCUUUUGUAUUCGAACCACGCCACGGUUCGCAAGGCUCCUCCUGAUGGAUGGAUUCGCAGCCUACGAAGACCCCGAAUUCCUCUGGUAUUGCGAUAUGUUUGAUAUCGUGCCUUUUAAACUGUUUUCUCAUAUGAGCCAUCUUAUGCAGCCUCUCGAUGUGGGCGUUUUUCAACAUAGAAGCCUCCAGAAGUGGGUUCGCAGCGGAGGGCUUCAGAUAACCCGCUAUGACUUCCUAUGCUCUUGGAAAGGGAUAGUCAAGGAUUCCUUUCGAGUUGGAUAUAUAUACACAGGCUUCGAAAAUAGCGGAUUAUGGCCUAUUGACCCGGAUAAGGUGUUGUCAAUAGUCAGGGCGGAGCGCGAAGAGCAGACUAGGCCAAUGUGGCCCAACUUGUUAUACGAGACCGUCGCAACCCCACGGUCUGCUAAGCGGAAACUCGCGAAUAUCUCAAUAGCCAAUAUCAAUGAGGAUUUAAAAAAAGCAGUGGAUGAUGUAUUAACUGCUCUAGAUUAUUCUAUUAUUUUACAGGAUGCACAGCUUGAAGCGUUGAAGUUGGUGCGUGAGCGGUUAGCUCAGCAGGCUGCGCGCACGCGGACUAUGCGGCGUAUCGCGGGUACGAAAGACGGCGCUUUCACAAGAGGUCAACUUCUCGCGAAGGUUAAGGCCCGAGAGGAAAAGGAGCAUAAUGAACUGUUGAAGAAGCAGGCUAGGAUGCAGAAAGUAGAGCUUCGUAAGUUGAGGGCUCAAGAGGCCGCUUUACAAGCAGCUUCGCAAGCAUCGCAACCUCGUCUUCGCGGCCGAGCCGCAGCAAAGGCUAAGGCAGAGGCAGAGGCUAGGGCUCGUGAACAGCUAGCCUCUAUGAACUCGCAGGUUCAGGAGCGAUAUCUCAACAUCCGAGAGGCUUGGGACCAAGCGGAUAACUCUCAGAAGAUACAGUUAUCGGCUACAAUGCCUCUCGAUGCUCUGGAGUCAAUUCCUGACUAUUCAGACUGGCUAGCUGCCCAAGAGGUUCGAAGAGAAGCUGCAGCUGCUGUUGAAGCCCUCCCUCAACUAGCCCGGCACCCUCUUAGCUCUCCUAACGCCGGUUAUAUAACUGUUGCAACAAACAGCUCCGUUGGGUUGCCCGGCAGCGAUGACAGUAUUGAGAUCAUUACACAUCGCCCACCCGGCUCAACCUGGGCAAGAGAUAUAUCAAUCUCUGCAGGAAGACCUGUAGAUUCAUAUGGAAGAGAAGUUGAAUUUAUAUCUCAAGCGUGGUCGGGCGAAUCGCAUUAUGCGCCUGCGAAUUACUCGUCUGACGAUACGGAGAUCAUGGUGGGGGGCGUACCAAUUAGGGUCCCAAAGUCGCGGGCCCGCGCGCCGUAA
Clonostachys rhizophaga is the source of this 2250-nucleotide messenger RNA. The record is from the annotation of a GenBank genome assembly. NCBI's taxonomy places the organism in Eukaryota, Fungi, Ascomycota, Sordariomycetes, Hypocreales, Bionectriaceae.